Molecule: messenger RNA, 1276 nt
Organism: Folsomia candida
Lineage: Eukaryota; Metazoa; Arthropoda; Collembola; Entomobryomorpha; Isotomidae
Product: PI-PLC X domain-containing protein 1
Biological process (GO): lipid metabolic process
Molecular function (GO): phosphoric diester hydrolase activity
Source: RefSeq, a predicted model, not a curated record
CUUGGCUGGUGGGCCUCAUAAUAACUACCACUGUGAAUGCUUCCCCAACACUCGAACACGGACGCCACUUUAAAGAAUUAUUUCAGGAGCCGAAAGUAUUUUUAACGGUGUCAUCCUUAGCUGGGUAUGAAGAUCAUGGGAACGAUAACAGUACUUUACUUGACCGGAAAGUUGUACUGAAUUGGUACGGUCUGAAACGAGAAUCCAACAGCUUUGUAGCGUUAUACGACAAGGAUCCAAACUCAUUAUUGGCACAAGUCCUGAAAGUAUCAGCUCUUUACACGACUUUUUUUGCUAACAAUUUUUCUCCACAACGAGACAGAGUGUGACGCCAAUCCGCUAUAGAAGACACAAUUUGACAUCACACUCACUAAAAUGCACCAACUAUUGGAUUGCAUACUGUAUCAAUGAUAAAAUUGUGCAAAGCAGUUGCUUCAGAAUUUACCCAACAUGGAUGAACGACAUAAAAGAUGUUAUAAAAGAUGUUCCUUUGCAUUCCAUUAUGUUGGCAGGAACUCAUAAUUCGGGUGCAUGGAGUGCCUACCUGGGGAAGAAGUCGUCGGAUAAUGUUCUUCUAAACUAUAUCAUCUGCCAGGACGAUUCAAUUUACCAACAGUUGAUACAUGGUAUUCGAUAUCUUGACAUACGGGCAGCAUAUUACCCGGAAACAAAAGAAAAGUUUUGGGUCAAUCAUGGUGAAUUCAGAGUUCGUCCAAUGAAUGAAAUUCUUCAAGAUGUAAAACAAUUUGUGCAAGAAACGAGCGUAGUAUUCCUCGACUUUCACCGGUUUCCCGUGGGUUUCAACGAUAAUAAAGUGCAUGAGGUUUUUGUGAAACUGAUUGAUAAAGAAUUGGGUGCGUUUUUGGCUCCCAAAUCUUUAACUAGUAGAGUAACACCAAAUGACUUGUGGAAACUAGGGAAAACUAUAAUUCUUGGAUAUGCGGACGGUACAAGUGUUGCAAACAAUAACUUUUUGUGGUCAAAUGUGGAUCAGGCAUGGGGAGAUUCAAAUAAUAUCCAUGAAUUGGAAAAAUUUCUUAGCCGCUCCAAUUCUGAACGAGGAUGCAAAGAUUUUGGAAUACGAGGCUACGCCAACAUAUCAAACCCCCAAAUUAAAGCAUGGUAUCGACAAAGAGAUUGGCAUCAAACAUCAACAUCAACAGCGAUGAAGCAGUUAGAAAGUGUGAGAGGCGAGAUGAGACUCGUCUAAUAAAGCUGGCAGCAACAAACAAACCCUCAAAAAAUGUUUGCGUCGUCUGCCUGCUUGACUGACCGA